This is a messenger RNA of Acanthamoeba castellanii str. Neff, 2853 nucleotides long. RefSeq names its product leucine rich repeat domain containing protein. Gene Ontology annotation, molecular function: protein binding. The transcript has 7 exons. Bases 1 to 2853 code for a protein of 950 amino acids. The record is from RefSeq and is a predicted model, not a curated record. Lineage: Eukaryota; Discosea; Longamoebia; Acanthamoebidae.
AUGGGCAACCAGGUGUCAGGACCGGGUGGCGCCAUUUCGAAAAAGAAAUGGGAGAGCGAGAUGAAGGGCAAGGACAAGCUGGACAUUUCGUCGCGGCAAUUGACCAACGCGCAGAUCGCACACCUGAAGCUGAGCUGCCUCAAGAGCCUGACCUUCCUGAAUGCGAAUUACAAUCGGUUCGAUCGCCUGCCCCCCAACAUCGCCAAGCUGGCCAAGCUGCAGCGGCUCAUGCUGGUCAAGAACAACCUCACCAUGCUGCCGGUCGAGAUCUGCCAUCUGCGCAAUCUGACCAAGCUUGAGGUGGGCAACAACGCCCUGGUGGCCCUGCCCGAGGGCAUGUUCGAGGCCAUGCCGCUACUCGAGGAGCUCAGCUGCUUCAUGAACCAGCUCCAGCGGCUGCCGCGCGAGGUCGGCUGGGCGCGCAGCCUCAAGCGGCUCGUGGCCUACGUCAACCAGCUCCAGCGCCUGCCCGAGGAGCUGGGCCUCUGCGCCGACCUGGUCGAGCUCGACGUCGCCACCAACCACCUCACCGCCCUCCCCGCCAUGCUGGCCCACCUCUCCUCGCUCCGCCGCCUCAACGUCUCCUCCAACCGCCUCGUCCACCUCGGCCCCCAGCUCGGCGACCUGCCCGACCUCGAGCGCCUCGACCUCCGCUUCAACCGCCUCCUCCGCCUCCCCGACGAGCUCGGCCGCCUGGCCCAGCUCAACAGCCUCCUCCUCGACCACAACGACCUCGCCUCGCUCCCCGCCGCCCUCUCCACCCUCUCCACCCUCAAGCUCCUCUCCAUCAACGAGAACCGCCUCGCCCACCUCCCGCCCGACGCCCUCGCCCUCCCCGCCCUCGCCGAGCUCUCCCUCCGCGCCAACCGCCUCACCGCCCUCCCGCCCGAGCCCCUGGCCGCCCUCACCGCCCUCCAGACCCUCGACCUCGCCCACAACCUCCUCCCCUUCCUCCCGCCCGCACUCGGCACCCUCCCACGCCUCACCAACCUCUUCCUCGGCGCCAACCUCCUCACCCUCCUCCCCACCGAGUUGUGUGGGCUCUCGCAGCUGGCAGAGCUGGAGCUGCAGGAUAACGCGCUCGAGGAGCUCCCGGCGGAGCUGGGUCAGAUGGAGAAGCUGGCCCACCUGGACGUGCGCAACAAUCAGCUGACCGCGCUCCCGCCCUCCAUCGGGCAGCUGGUCAAGCUGCGGCUGCUCGACGCCGGCAUGAACCUCAUCUCCGACCUCCCGCCCGAGCUCUACGCCGUCUCCUCCCUCGCGCGACUCUCCCUCUCCGGCAAUCGCAUCUCCGACCUCCCGGAAGACUUCUGCCGCCUCACCCGAUUGGAGCGGCUGCUGUUGGGCUACAACCAGCUCUCCACGCUGCCGGCAGGCCUCAACCAGUUGACGCACCUCACGGUGCUUUCCCUCUCCGGCAACCGCCUGACCACCCUGCCCCCCGUCGUCUUCGAUCUCACCUGGCUCAAGGAGCUGUACGUGGCGGCGAACGGGCUGACGGAGCUGCCGACCGAGGUGGGGCGGCUGACGACGCUGGAGAUCCUGGACCUCACGAGCAACCACCUCACGGCGCUCCCCGAGGAGCUGGGCUGCUGCGUGCGGCUCACCGAGCUCGAGGCCUCCCACAACCGCCUCGCCUCGGUGCCGGCCUCGCUGGGCAACCUGGUGUCCCUCGUCGAGAUCGACCUCUCGGCCAACGAGCUCACCACCCUCCCGCCCGAGCUGGCGCGCCUCACCGCCCUUCGCCACCUUAAGCUAUGCCACUGCCGCCUCCAGCGCCUGCCCCGCGAGCUGGCCGCGCUCGUGCCCCCGCCCGAUCUGCGGUUCACCACCAACAGCAACGACGCCUACGCCUGCACCAACGGCGACCGCACGGCCUACCCGGGCCGCCUGUCGUGGCUCAGCACCGAGGGCAACCCCGAACUGGCCGACCUCCCCGAGGCCCUCGCCUCCAUCACCGAGCGCGAGUUCCGGGGCGGACGUCCGCUGGUCUCCCCGUUCUCGUCGCCCUCCUCCCCGCCGACGGCGCGUGACCGGGGAAAGGAGCGCGGUGCAGCGGCGGCUGCGGCCGAGCCGGUCGAGGCUGGUAUGUGCGCGCGGUACGUGUGCUGGGCGGAGAUGCGCGGGCUGCGACCUACCAUGGAGGACACGGUCUACGUCAACCACGCCCUGCGCCCCGACACCCAGCUCUACGCCAUAUUCGACGGUCACCGCGGCAGCGACGCCGCCGAAAUCGCGGCCGCCUACGUGGGCAAGGCCUUCGACCAGGCCCUGCGACAGCACGGCGACGACGUGGGCCAGGCCAUCUUCACGGCCUUCCGACGGCUGGAGGACAUCGUCCUCGAUUCCAAAACCGAGGCCGGCUGCACUGCCGUCGUGGCCCUCGUACACGCAGGAGUCCUCUGGCUGGCCAACGUGGGGGACUCGCGGGCGGUGCUUUCGAGAGGCCGCGUCGCCGAGCGACUGACGGUCGACCACACUGGCAAGCUCAGCGAAGAGCGGCAAAGGAUCCAAGAGCUGGGUGGCUUUGUUACCGAGAAGGGGCGAGUGAUGGGCGACUUGGCGGUGUCUCGCUCCCUAGGCGAUGCCAGCAUUCGGCCAUAUGUGAGCGCCGUGCCAGAGGUCAAACGGGUGGAGCUGAACGAAGAGGUGGAAUUCCUGGUGAUGGCGUGCGAUGGCGUGUGGGACAUGGUGACCGACCAGCUGGCGGUGGACUCGGUGGCCGCCUCCGAUCCGCACCUUUCAGCCACGACACUGCGAGAUCGGGCCUUCCUGAGCGGCAGCACCGACAACAUCUCCGUCGUGGUCGUCUACUUCGAUCCCGCAGCCGUGGGCGAGCACGCCCGCAACUAA